This is a messenger RNA of Guillardia theta CCMP2712, 447 nucleotides long. RefSeq lists its product as hypothetical. The annotation marks the transcript as partial. Gene Ontology annotation, biological process: phosphatidylinositol metabolic process. Lineage: Eukaryota; Cryptophyceae; Pyrenomonadales; Geminigeraceae. The record is from RefSeq and is a predicted model, not a curated record. Gene Ontology annotation, molecular function: phosphatidylinositol kinase activity. The transcript has a single exon.
AUGAGGAGCAACUCGUCAAUCACCUCCUACGGGGCCUCGCUCUACCGUGACAUCCGCAAGGCGUUCGGGGUCAGCGACGACGCGUUCCUGGCGUCCUUGGGGAUCAAGCAAGUGAUCGGGGGGCUGCUUCUGGGGGACAUGAGAAACGUGGCGGAGAGGGUGAGCGAGGGGAGGAGCGGAAGUCUCUUCUACUACUCCCACGACGGGAAGUUCAUGGUGAAGACGGUGAGCAGGGAGGAAGGGGAUGCGAUGCGUUCGAUGCUGCCAGCGUACUACGAGUACGUGAAGGAGAACCCAAACACGCUCCUGAUGCGCAUCCUCGGCCAGUUCGACCUAGUGCACGAAGGGAUCAGGUACCACCUGGUCGUCCUCGCCAACGUCUUCAACACCAGCCUGCCCAUCCACGAACGGUUUGACCUCAAGGGCAGCACGUUCAAGAGGACGGUG